Molecule: messenger RNA, 834 nt
Organism: Brassicogethes aeneus
Lineage: Eukaryota; Metazoa; Arthropoda; Insecta; Coleoptera; Nitidulidae
Source: the annotation of a GenBank genome assembly
AUGGCUGCUACGAGCGUUGUGGUGCUCGACAGGGGGAACAACACCACUUGCACGAUCAAUUUACAUGGGGCGACGGUUGUAUCCUGGCGGGUUAAUAACCAGGAACAAUUAUUUGUCAGUAAGCAGGCUGUGUUUGAUGGCAAAAAAGCAAUCAGAGGUGGCAUUCCAUUUGUAUUUCCACAAUUUGGACCUUGGACUUUUGGUCCGCAACACGGUUUUGCAAGGAUUGUAAGGUGGAAUCUGGAGAAGGCACCUGAAAGACUGGCUAGUGGAGACGUAGAAGCCAUUUUUUCUAUCAUGGACACAGAUUUCACACGUUCAAUGUGGAACUAUCAAUUCCGACUAACAUAUAGACUGAUAUUAAGAGAGAAGGAGCUGCACUUCAACAUAGCGGUUUUUAACCCAAACAAAGAACUGACUUUCAGCUUUAACAUGUUGCUGCAUACCUAUUUUAAAGUUCCUGACGUACGGCGGUGCCAAAUAACUGGAUUACAAGGCUGUACUUUUGUAGAUAAAACUAGAGAUGGUGCUGUGUACCAAGAAGCUAGAGACAUUGUUACAAUUGGAGAAUGGACUGACAGGGUGUAUCAGAACACUCCCCAAGAGCACAUCAUCACCAAUGUGGUGUCGGGCCGGAAAAUGAGAAUACAAAAGUAUAAUUUCCCGGAUACGGUGCUCUGGAACCCUUGGGCGGAUCAGGCCAAAGGAAUGGCGGAUUUCGGCGACGACGAGUACCCGAACAUGGUUUGCGUGGAAUCAGGCCACGUCUCCAGCCCUGUGAUACUCAUACCGGGCACGGCAUUCGAAGCCAGCCAAAUACUUCAAGUAAUGUGA